CCCAAACAAGCAGGAAACAGGAAAUGUUCAGGUUUCAGGGAGGCUGAAGCCCAGCGCAGCAUCAUGCCCGGGCGGCGAGCUGACAGGAAGGCUCCCCGGGCUGCCCUCGCCUUUGCCCUGGUGAUCAUGCUCCUUCCCACCAGCCUGGCUUGGGAAAAAAACAUGACAGUUCUGAAGACAGCAAAUGACCCAUUGGCCAGUCUCUAUUUCUCUGAGGAAACAGAACAUUCAGCAGAAAUGCCCCUGGAAGAGGAAAGCAGAGAUAAAGAUUUUCAUACUCAAACUACAUUUGUUGCCGUGACCAUGGGAGCAUUCAUGGCAAAUUCAAGUUUUGGCGACAUUGACGAGGAUGAAAAUCAGUUGGAGUUUGUAUUAAUGGUGUUGAUCCCACUGGUUUUAUUUGCGCUCCUAUUUUUAUCAGUGAUAAUCCUUAUAGUACGCUAUAAAAGAAAAAGGACCAAACAAGGGCCUUCUAGCCAAGGAUCUCAGAGUGCCGUACAGACAUGUGAACUGGGAAGUGAAAACAACAAAGUCCCCAUUUUUGAGGAAGACACGCCCUCUGUUAUGGAAAUCGAAAUGGAAGAGCUUGACAAGUGGAUGAACAGCAUGAAUAGAAAUGCGGACUGUGAAUGUUUACCUACUUUAAAGGAAGAAAAAGAAUCAAACCACAACCCAAGUGACAAUGAAUCCUGAAGCUGAAUGGUGCUAAUGUUUUCCAAGAGAAGCGGCCCGGGAGGGAGCCCGCCGAGCCUGCCAACAGAGGAUGAAGAGGAUGCGAAUUUAAUUAAUUUCAAAUCAACAUAGACACAAGAACCUUUUGCUGUUUCUUCCAACGCCCACUCUUCCUAAUGAUGGCAUCACCUGUCCUUGGAAGAAUGCACGAUUGAGAAGCACCAGGAAGAGGCUUGGCUGCCGUCCAGGGUGGCCUCUGAGAAAAGGAGGAGCCACGUGGUUUUCACCUCUCAUCAGGGCCACUUCCCUUCUCUGGGCCAACCUUUAUGCUGCCUGUAUUCAUUCUGGCCAGCUCUCUAGGUCUUUGUUAUCUUUCUGCUUCAUUCCUUGGAGUUUAAAUCAGGAAGCUGUUUCAUAUAUGGCUUCCUUCGGGGCCACCUUAUUACCUAAUUAGCUCUGGAUAAUUUCCUCUGAUUAGUCAAGUCCUCUGAUAGGUCAUCUGCAUUCGGCAGGAACUUUCCUCCAGGCGAGUUACAUCAUGGAAAAGACAGAAAACAAAGCGAGUGUUUCACCCUACACGUCAUCCCCAGGGGCUCGGUAAACUCAUCUACCUGCCCAGGAGGUAUACUGAGAGAGUCCACCCGCCCAAGGAGAUGCUGUUUGGUGCCUUGUGGACUCUGAGUUGGCCAGACCCCUUGGGACCUUCUCGGAGGAACAGGAAUCUUCAAUGAGAGAGCAAAGUGAUUUCCUUCUCAGCUAAAAUCACCUGCUUGUUCACAUUUCCCAAAGCUCAUUCUUGCUCUCACCACACCUCCCUUACCCAUGGUAUGUGAAUAGGACAUGUGCACAGGGGGAUCGGCUGUCAACCUUCUAUGUUUCUGAGAUCUUUACAGUCAUUUGAAACAAACAGAAUAGGAAUAGGAAACACCUGCGUGUGUAGCAGAUUUCACUCAGUGCACUUUCCUGUCAAGCUGGGACAAGCCUCGCGUCCUACUCAACGCAGCUCUCCAGGAGGCCACUAUCAGUCCAUCAGAGAGGACAUUCUCUGCCGUAUUUGGUGACACCCUUUACAAGAAGCAAUGGUGCAGAGUGCAGAAGGGCCUGCUUAUCAUUCCCAUUCACGUAAAAUCAAUCCUCAUUUCAUCCUGAAUUUUCUACUCCCAACCUUUAAAGCAAUCUAGUACAUUGGGAGUCCUCAGGUCUUCUACAACGGCUGAUGUUUUAUUCCAGGAAAGAAGUAAAUAAUGAAAACUUUAUUUAUUUUCCUCUUUACAUAUAAACUGAGGGGAGAUGAGAUUCACCAAACAUUUGCUGCUGAAUUUGGGGUCUUGAAAGGCUGCCUUAAUGUGUAACAAAAACUGCCCUUCUCCUCCCUUUUGGAUCCUUCUGGCAUACUCGCCUUCUGAACUGUGCCCACAGUUUUAAAGGCGGAGUUCCAAAGCCAGGGAGAUCUUUCCACACAAUGAAAGAAAACUAUCUGGUUGUGUUUAACCACUGCUAUCCUGCUAUCCUGAGACCUCAUAGAGCUUUGGUAAAAGAGUGUUCAUGGUAUAUAAUUUCAACAGAUUUGUCUGUCAUAGUCUUCUUAGCACAUCCUAAUAUGACAUUUUUGUUUUCACUUCUGUUCUGCACAUUCAUAUUCCACUUGUGGUCCACAAUGACUCCCAGAUAUUUAUGCCAAAAUUGCCAUUUUCUGAAUCAUCUUUUCUGCCUGUUUUGUUACUUUGUUUCUUCUCAACAUUUUGACUCUCAGGAGAGUCUCAGAUUGCUUCUUUCUCUCCCCAGGUAUCCAAGAUUUUUGGUGAAUACUGAGGCUUGUAAAUUUUAUCCAAGACUAUCAAAUAAUGUGACUUUAGAAGUUUAGAGACCUAGGGGCACCUGGGUGGCUCAGUUGGUUAAGCGACUGCCUUUGGCUCAGGUCAUGAUCCUGGAGUCCCUGGAUCGAGUCCCGCAUCGGGCUCCCUGCUCGGCGGGGGGUCUGCUUCGUCCUCUGACCCUAUCCCCUCUCAUGUGUUCUCUCUCUCUCAAAUAAAUAAAUAAAAUCUUUAAAAAAAAAAAAAAGAAGUUUAGAGACCUAGAAGGGGUCUUGGAAUCUUAUUUUGAUGAAACAAUAUUUUAUGAUACGAUAAAAAUAUUCUCACUCGGUAUUUAAAAUCAUGUCAAAUUCCAGAAGAAGCAAGUUUCAGCAGCAUGUCAUUCAAUUUAUGUCUGAAAAAUGUACUAACCUCUAUAAUUGCACAGUAUAGAAAGCAUUUUUUUAAAGGUAGUUUUUUCUGGCAAGAUAUAUGAACCAAAGCAGUGAAGGGUCAAUCCUAGCACCCUAUAUCUUGUAUUACUGUUCAAUCAAUAGGUAUCAUAUAUUUAUGAUAAUUUUAAGACUUGCUUUUAAACUCAAAGUUAAUUUUAUGUUUCAGAUUAUUGUUUGUAAACAUCUAACUAAUUUUCUCUUAAUUGGGUAGCCAAUCAGAACAAAAUCUGACUUUGGAAUAUUUUAAAGAUAUGUAAGUGUCACUGCAUUUUUUGUACAUUUUAAGCAAACCAGGUUAACAAUAUUGUUGAGUCAAACUUCUCAGGAAACUUGUUUUAAUAAAUAUGUAAGAAUAUCAACCUGUUACUCUUAACUCAGUAAUGUGACUCCUCCUUCUGGGGAGCUCACUGGUAUCCAAACACAGGGAUGCAGCAUGGAUCAAACUUCAUAUCCAUGGUGGAGGGUGGGAGGAGGCAAAUGCCUCUAACAAUGUAAAUGGAUGCUUUAAAAAUACUUUUGUCUAUUUUUAAAUUUUGGUUGUUUAAAAUAUCAAUUCGCACCAUCUCUGGAAGGAGGCCCCUAUCAUGAGUAAACAGAAAAUAUAGACUUUAGUUUCAAUUUCUGUCAGAAUUCAUACGAGUUCUGAAUGUACUGGAGUGAUAAGACACAGUUACAUAUUAGGAAGACACUGCUGAAAUUCCCAUUGUGGGGAAAACAUUGAAACUUUAUGCUAAAUUUACCCAUGCUAUGUUUUUACACUCAGAAGAUACUCAGGAUGAAUUCUGGGGUUCCACUUAACAGGUUCAACAGGAAGGCCAGAGUAGCUUCACUCAUAGAUUACAUUUCUUCAAUCUUAAAGUAACCAGGGGAGUCACUAUGUAAUAGUGUGGACUGGAAUUAGUCAAAGUGGUUAUUAAUUAUUAUAAUCCAAACAAUGAAUUGCCUAAAUUUGUUUGUUUGUCUGAGCAGCUCUUUGAUAUUACCUUGGAACUCUCCCAUCUGAUACCAAAAUUUUAUUUUCCUCUUAGUCCUUUUGGGGGUGGCUAUUUGUAGAUACGCAGUGGGUUUUUUGGUUUCUUUUGGGUUUUGCCCUAUUACCUUUUCUAAAAAACAUGUCAUAUUCACAGAAUAGUGAUCCAUACAGUUAUAUAAAAUAAAACUUUUUAAAAUCGAUUCUAUAGAUACUCUAAGCUCUUUUUGAAAUAUUUUAAGAAGUUAAAUUUCUAAACCAAAGUACAUCCAGUAACAUGAAGACUUUAAUUUCAGUGCUGUACAAGUUUAGAAAUACAACACUGAACUGUUUAAGGCAACCAAAGGUGAAUGGAUUCUCUUCAGUUGGACUUCAGGUGUAGAGGGCUCAGGUAAUCAUGUUCCUCACUUCCCAUCACAGUAUCAUCUCUGGCCUUUGGUACUUUAUAAAUAAGUAAUUGGACCUUUUACAAAAAGCAUAUUCUUCACAUUUUUCACUUCUUUGGUCUGCAUGGCAAGAAUUAAAUGAAUGAUACAUAGAAACUACAAAUAGUAAGCAACAUUUUUUUCAGUGUAGAUAUCAGUGGUGAGUAAUCACCAUAUUACUCUGACUUAGGUGAAACCCCUGAAAUUGUAAAUAACAUCAAGAACUUAGGGAAACUCUUUGUGUUUAAUAAAUGUCAGCUUUCAGAAAGAGCGGAUAAUGUGGUUUGCCAACAAGUUAAAAAAUAAUCUGGUAGGUCUUUAGUAAUUUAGCAUGUAUGUAUCUUGUUUUUAAAGUUAAGUGAAAAUAAUGUAAAAAACUACUUUAUUAGAUGCUCUCAUUUUUCAAGCAGUAUGAAGUAUUUCCUCAGAAGGUCAGUAAGAUCAUCAGAUGUUGUAGAAAUUCUACCUUCCAAUGUAGAAAUUCUACCUUGGAAGCCUCAUGUGAGAAAGGGCCCCAUCACUACUGAUUAAGAACUGAUUUGCAGAACUACUCAAGUUGUUUUUUUUGUUUUUCUUUUUGUUCGUUUUCAGAGAGGAAGGGGAGAGGGGAGGGGCGGAGGGAGAGGGAGAGAGAGAAUCCCAAGCAGGCUCCAUGCCCAGCAGGGAGCCCAGCAUGGAGUUUGACCUCACAACCCUGAGAUCACGACCUGAGCUGAAAUCAAAAGUUGGUGGCUCAACCAACUGAGCCAUCCAGGCGCCCCACAACUACUAAAGUUUUAAGACUGAUUAAAGGUUUUAGGGUUUUUUCUCUUGCCUUGUAUGCUGAGAAUCAUAUAUAUAAUAAUAUUUUUCCUUUACAGCUUAUGGCUUUAGAAAUAUCAGAUAUACAUGUGUAUAUGUAUAAAUUGCUCUAUUCUCAGCUGCAUGAUUUUUUAUAAAAAAAAAAUGAGCGAGUCCAUACCAGUUUGUAUGCUAUAUUGUUCAAUCAGCAGUGAUCGACUUAAAAGCAUUUCUAAAUUUAAUUGAAAAAUAAAGCACUGUAAGAUAGGAGUAAAGAAUAUCUUUGACUUUAGUUUCUAUGUAAUUAAUGUAUAUUAACAUUUAAAAUAAAUGUUUAUUUGAAGGUAAGGUAUUUGUUUAUUAAAAAUGUUGUUGUAAAGGGGUGAAUUAAACAUCUUUUAAAGGAAAAUUCUUUUAAUUUAACUUCUGUGACUAUGAAAAAGAAGGAUU
Molecule: messenger RNA, 5545 nt
Organism: Mirounga angustirostris (Northern elephant seal)
Lineage: Eukaryota; Metazoa; Chordata; Mammalia; Carnivora; Phocidae
Gene: TMEM154
Product: transmembrane protein 154
Exons: 8
Coding region: 64-693 (209 amino acids)
Source: RefSeq, a predicted model, not a curated record